Messenger RNA from Acaulospora morrowiae, 250 nucleotides. NCBI's taxonomy places the organism in Eukaryota, Fungi, Glomeromycota, Glomeromycetes, Diversisporales, Acaulosporaceae. The record is from the annotation of a GenBank genome assembly.
AUGUCCAAAAAAGUCAUCAAGAUAAUAACAAAUUUGUUGACAACAGAACCCACAUAUGUGAACGUUACACCAUCACCCUAUAACGCCUGGGAAACGUACGAGAAGAAAGUCACUAGGAUCUUGUUAUGCUUAAGGAGGGCAACUUACCUGGGUCAGUGGACUGAAACGUUAAUAAUGGCAUAUUAUUUGGAUCAGUUGGUAGAGGAAACGGGACCAUGGAAUUGUCUUACCUUAUAUUAUUGCCUAGAAA